AAGAAAAAAAGAAAAAACAGGGAAGAAAUGACCGAAGCGCUUAAGAGGGAUUUUCAGCUUUGUGAGGAGAUCGGGCGGGGGAGAUUCGGUGUCGUUUACAAGUGUGUGUCGCCGCUUUCCGGCGAAUAUUUUGCGGUGAAAUCGAUUGAGAAGGGCCGCGUUGCGGGGGACUCUCUGGAUUCCCAAUGUCUGUUCAAUGAGCCUAAAAUUCUCAGUCUCGUGGCGCCGCAUCCCAACGUGAUUCAGCUUCAUCAUCUCUACGAGGACGAUUCGCACCUCCACAUGGUGCUCGAUCUCUGCCCGCCCUCCCGGGAUCUGUACAGGAGAAUCGCGGAUGAAGGGGCGAUCGGGGAGGCGGAAGCGAAGUUGAUUAUGGCGCAGCUGAUGGACACCGUCAGCCACAUUCACCAGAUGAGAGUGGUACACCGCGAUAUAAAGCCAGAUAACAUCCUCUUUGACUCAAAGAACUCCGUGAAGCUGACCGAUUUCGGGUCUGCCGAGGUUUUGAAGGAAGGGGAAGCGACACUGAGAGGCGUGGUGGGGACGCCGUAUUACGUGGCGCCGGAGGUCUUGGUGGGAAAGGAGUACUGUGAGAAAGUCGACGUUUGGAGCGCGGGAGUGGUUUUGUACAUAAUGUUGGCCGGUUUCCCGCCGUUUUAUGGGGAAACCGCGGUGGAGAUCUUCGAGGCAGUUUUGAGAGGGAAUUUGAGGUUCCCGGCUGGGGUUUUUCAGUCCGUGUCCCCAGCGGCAAAGGAUCUCUUGAGACGAAUGCUUUGCAAGGAUGUUUCCAGAAGGUUUACAGCAGAGCAAGUUCUGAGUAAGUACAGAGUUUCUCUUAUUAUUUCUUUUUUCAUUUUUUUAAAGAACAAAAUUCUUGUCAAAUGUUUGGUUUGAGGAAGCGGAUGGUGAGAAGUAGAAAUAUACGACGUGCUUCUAAAUAGAAGAAUUUUCUCUGCUCUCCUUCCUUGAACCAAACAUUCUGUUAGAAAAUCCUCUGUUUUUUUAUAUUUCUGUACUAUGUUACACUUUGUUUGGUUUGCUGGAGAAAAAAAGGAAAUUUCCUUCAAACCUGCAAACUACAAAGUUGUAUUUCUAGAUCAUUCAAUCAAAUUGCUAAUAAAAUUUGUUCUUUUUUCUUUUUUUUAUGUGGGAUUUUUACAGGACAUCAAUGGAUAACAAGCGGCGGUUAAUCCUAAUCUAAACUAAUAACUCGAAGAUCUUCAAGUAGAAAGAAUCAAGUUUGAACUUUGAAGCUUUAAUUUUCUACCUUCUUGUAAAUGGAUGUAAAUAGAUGUAUGAGCUUCAAAGGCUGAAAUCUUUUUGGGAUUUUGUAAAUGGAAAAAGUGAGUUUUUCGUUAUUUUGGCUUGGAGAUCGAUAUUAGCAGAGUUUGUAAAUAAGCGAAAGUAAUAGAGAAAAUCGCAACUCUUAAUGCAGUGUUUGAUUAAUUAACGGGAUUUUCUCUG
Messenger RNA from Rubroshorea leprosula, 1464 nucleotides. Lineage: Eukaryota; Viridiplantae; Streptophyta; Magnoliopsida; Malvales; Dipterocarpaceae. The record is from the annotation of a GenBank genome assembly.